AGAAAACUCCGAUAUUUAUUUAUUCUCUAACUAAUUAGUAUCAGUUCAUUUAAAUAUUGUAAGUAGUGGGAGGUCAUAGAUAAAAUAAUUUACUCGAAUGGCGAUUAUUAAUUUGUUACAAUUUUACCUUGAAUGGUUUGAACAACUUGUUCAGAUCAAGGAGUUUUAUAAUCGCAUCAUGUUGAUAAGCCGUAGCACAGAAUAAUAUAUUAAAUAAUUACUUAUAAGCAGUACUUACAACAACUGCACUCUUCUGCAAUAUCUGAAAUUUCAGUGUGCUAAUGUACUUUCAAUUGUUGAGAUAAAGGAGCAGUAGAUAUUUUUUUGCUUUUUAGCUUUUGUAUCAACUGUUUCACGAUGGUACAAGCAUGGUUCAUGAAAGAAAAUUGGACUGGUGAUCAACGUGAAGAACACCAUAUGCAGCCGCCUGAAUUUGUUGAUUUGGAUACUCUAUUUAAACUCACCUUAGUCGAACAUUUCAAAGUUAAUGAAUCAGAUCCUAUUAAUGAUAAACUAUUAAACUCCAUUAAAAAGGAUCGAGGUUACUCUUACGAGGAUGAGAUAAUAUGUUCUAAAGAAUGCUUACCAAACUAUGAAAGUAAAUUAAAAAUGUUCUUUGAAGAGCAUUUACACACAGAUGAAGAAAUUCGAUUGGUUUUGGAAGGCUCAGGUUACUUUGAUGUUAGAGAUGGUGUAAAUGACAAAUGGAUUCGUAUUAAAGUUGAACCUGGUGAUUUGUUGAUAAUUCCAAAGGGAAUUUACCAUCGUUUCACAUUAGAUACAAAUAAUUUUAUCAAAGCCAAAAGAUUCUUUGUAGGAGAACCUGUCUGGACACCACAUAAUAGACCUGCAGAUAAUAUGGAUUGCAGAAAGGAAUAUUUGAAUCAAAUAACAUCUUGUUAAAUAAAAUAUUUCUAUAAAAGGGUAUUUUAAUGUUAAUAAUUCAAUUGUCAUUUUAUUACAUAAAAUAUUUUUUAUCUUUA
Molecule: messenger RNA, 983 nt
Organism: Rhopalosiphum maidis (corn leaf aphid)
Lineage: Eukaryota; Metazoa; Arthropoda; Insecta; Hemiptera; Aphididae
Gene: Adi1
Product: 1,2-dihydroxy-3-keto-5-methylthiopentene dioxygenase
Exons: 5
Coding region: 358-903 (181 amino acids)
Molecular function (GO): acireductone dioxygenase [iron(II)-requiring] activity
Source: RefSeq, a predicted model, not a curated record